UGAUUGAGUUAGGGACCUUAAAUUGACUAGUAUUCGACAUAAAUAAAAAAUAACGUACCAGAAUACAACACAACAUGAGUUGAUUGACACUCUACUAUAUUAUGUUCUUUUCACAAUCAUCCAGUUAAGGAGUUUGGACCAUUUCAGCCAUAAAUGCUCUACAACACUGAUGCCUCUUAUCUAAGCAGGACCGUAACAAUGGAAGAGGGCAAGGCAUUCUGUAAGGGUGGUGAAGGAUGGACAUGCACCAUCACCAAGACUGAUGCAUCUCAAGCUGGCAAGCCCUUCUCCAAAUGUGGUGGCAGUUGCACCUGUGUCACUGAUGCAUCUGUGAAUCAGGUCUUAAAUUUGGAACAAACUCUGGAGAGCUCCGCUGGCAAGGAAUUUUGUAAGUGUGGUGAAGGGUGGAAAUGUGUCAUCUCCAAGACCGAGGGACCAGAGGCAGGCAAUAACUUUUUUGAAUGCGGUGAAGGUUGCGUGUGUGUGAUUGAUGAGACAAAUUCAGUGAAGAUAGAAUGCUUGUGACAAGUGGAUCUUCAGAAAUGGAGAAUGCAGUUAACUAUAAUGGUUGCAAUAUUAUGUUGUCGGGUGGCCCUAGAGAGUAGUGUCAUGUGAGUAGGUUCCAGUGGAUGGUAGCUAUGCAAGUGAGUCUGUUAAAACAACUCUUUUCAUAAUGGAACCCAUACUAUCCAUAUACCUAUGCUGUUUAAAUAAAGAGCUAGUAGAAGCUCCUAUGAUGCAUGCAAUCGCAAUUGUUUCAGAUCAUAGGGUAGCAUUAGAGUUUUCUCACUCCGCAAAGAUCUACCUGAGCUCAAAAAAACUGCAACACGUGGAAACAUGGA
This is a messenger RNA of Ilex paraguariensis (yerba mate), 842 nucleotides long. Lineage: Eukaryota; Viridiplantae; Streptophyta; Magnoliopsida; Aquifoliales; Aquifoliaceae. The record is from the annotation of a GenBank genome assembly.